Messenger RNA from Naegleria fowleri, 1614 nucleotides. RefSeq lists its product as uncharacterized. NCBI's taxonomy places the organism in Eukaryota, Heterolobosea, Eutetramitea, Acrasida, Naegleriidae. The coding region runs from base 1 to 1614 and encodes 537 amino acids. Gene Ontology annotation, molecular function: small GTPase binding; GTPase activator activity. Gene Ontology annotation, cellular component: perinuclear region of cytoplasm; nucleus; cytosol. The transcript has a single exon. Gene Ontology annotation, biological process: activation of GTPase activity; nucleocytoplasmic transport. The record is from RefSeq and is a predicted model, not a curated record.
AUGGGAAGAUGGAAUCGUUGGUUUCAAAAGGUCUUUCGAAAGCAGCAAAAAGACCACUCCUCAUCACCACUUUCGUCCCUAGUGGAGGAAACCACUGAGUCCACCAGUGAUCCAAACUUUUCGGAAGAAAUCAAUUCAUCAUCAUCGGAGAAGGAAAUUUCAAUUGUUCAUGCAGACAAGUCAUGGCUGAAACAUAUGAGGUCAUCCAAUCAUCCAACAACAUCAUCCUGUCAAUUCAUCUUCGAUUCUGAUGUUCUCUUCAUCGUUUUUCAAUUUCUGAGAGAUGACUAUAAAUUCUUGCUCUCCAAAUGUAAGCUCGUUUGUAAACAAUGGUAUGAAUGUGUCACUCGUGUGCCAUUAUCCCUCAAACUUGGCUAUGACCAUUUUAAUCAAUACAAGAAGGCUCUAUUCUCAAACUAUUUAAAACCUUCCACUUUUUACAAUACCAAUGUGACGGAACUGUUUCUAAGUACGAACAGGGUGCUCACUGCCAAUCAUUUCAAAUGUUUGGUGAACAAUUUAAGUUCCAGGAGGCCCUUGACUUUUGAAGAAGGUUCCACCGGAGGCGCCAAUCCCAACAACACAACCCCUCAAAAAAUCGUUCACUUCUCCUGCAGCGAUGAACUUGGAGUGAACCAUAUUCGAGCUCUUUUUCAUACCUAUCCAAGUCUUUGGAAUCACCUCAAACAUUUGGAUUUAUUUUCAAACAAGUUGAGUGAAAAUCACAUUGAGGUCUUUGUGAGCAGUGGAUUUUCUUUUUCACAUCUUGAGACUUUGUACCUUAGUCAUAAUGCCAUUAAUGAUGAGGGGGUGAAAAUUUUGAUGGAACGAGGCUUUAGAUCUUUAGGCAUGUCUUACUCUUUAAAAAAAUUGGCACUAGAUAGUAACGAAAUAAGUAAGGAAGCAGUGAAGGUCAUUGCUGAGAAUCCAAACAUGAAAAAUCUGACAUGUUUAAAAUUGGGAAUGAACAUGAUUGGUGAUGCAGGAAUACAAAGCUUGACAUCAAGUGAAAAUUUACAGAAUUUAACAGAAUUGAAUCUUGGGCUUUGCAAGUUUACCACAGAAGGUGCCAAACUUCUUUCAACCAGCGUUUACUUGCGCAGUUUACGAUCUUUAUCAAUUUCAGCCAAUAAUAUUAAUCAAGAAGGAGCUCAAUAUCUUUCACAACCAGGAACUAGUUUACAAAAUUUAACCGAGCUUGAUUUGAACUUUUGUAAAAUAGGAGAUGAUGGAUUAGAAAAACUCAUGAGUGGUCAUUGCAUUCAGAAUGUAACUGACCUCUCAUUGAGAGGAAAUGACAUCUCAGAGAGAGGAAUUGAAUUCCUCGCUCAUCCCAAAAAACGUCCUUUUCAAAUUUAUGCCAAGCUACAAUUUUUGGAUUUGAGUCAAAAUUCAAUAGGAGACACAGGUGUGAAAAAGUUGGUCAACUUUUCAAACGAGCAAUUGUCACACUUGAGAGAUUUGAAUUUAUUUGGUACUGAUAUUGGUGAUGAGGGCAUGCAAGCUGUGAUGAAUUGUGAGCAGUGGAAAAAAUCUUUACAAUAUUGCAGAAUUGGUAAAAAUCCAAACAUUUCAGCAAAAGUGAGAGGAUUGAAUCACCAAAGAUUUCUUUGA